UAGCCUCCCAAAUUUUAUUCUGUUUUAACCUCUUUUUGAGUUUCUUUCUAUUUUCUCCUCUUAUCUCUUUGCUUAUUAUACUCUCUCAGAGUCCCAAUUCGAUUCAGAUAAAACUCCAAGUCUCCAACCCAUGUGGGUCUUCUUCUUCUUCACCAGCUAUUAAUACCCAAUUCCACUCAUUUUUCCUCCCCUUGCUGAUUUUCAGUCUAAAGUUUCAAUCUUUCAAUCAAAUCUCUCAGCUUUUAGAACCAUCUCUGUUGUUUUUCAAUCCAAAGUUUCAGUAUUUACUAUUUAUAGGCUCUCAACUUUGAAGCAAAACCCACAUCAUGUCUAUUGCUUUGGACAGAAAUGGGAAUAGAGGGAAUGGUAUGAUCCAACGCUCCGGGAGGUUCAUCCAUGGGAUGCCUUGUAUUUCGAUCUACGACACAAAAGGGUUUGAUCAGGAUCGUCGUUUGGAGUUGGAGGAGGACUCUAGCAGCUCAAGGUCUUCGUCGGUUGGUAAUAACAGUGACGAGUCUAAUGGGUCGUCGGAGGGUGAGGAGGCUGAGGUUCAGAGCUCGUUUAAAGGGCCUUUGGACACCAUGGACCAGCUGGAGGAGGUUUUGCCUGUCAAGAGAGGGAUAUCCAAGUUCUAUAAUGGCAAAUCAAAGUCCUUCACGAGCCUAGCAGAUGCAUCAUCUGUUUCUACUGUUAAGGAGCUUGCAAAGCCAGUAAAUCCUUAUAACAAGAAGCGUAAGAAUCUGUUGGCCAAUGGUUAUUUCCGGGACCUGAAGAAUAAUGGUGGUGGGAUAAGGAGAUCAGCUAGCUCUAGUCGAGGCAUAUAUCUUGAAGAGACUCUUAGUGGCACCAACAGUGGGGAUGAUUCCAAAUCAACUUCUCAGUCGCCCUUUUCUUGUCGUCCUCCUCUACAUCCACAGCAUAAAAGAUCGCCUGGUAAUGGAUCAUCAGAUUCUUCACCGCCGUCUCCUCCUCAACGCAAUGCUCCUUGGCGAUCGUUCUCACUCUCUGAUCUACAAUGUGCCACCGCGCCAACGCCUACCGUUACCGGCUUUGAAAUUUGUAGCGGGGACAUGGACAACCAACCACAUUGACAUUUUAGCUUCAUGAUUCAUUUUCCUGAUUAUGGAAGAAUGCUUGUGAAGUUGAAGUUUCAUUUGCAUCUGCAGACUAUGUCCAGUCAUCCUGAAAAUCUAAUCAGAGUGUUUCCACAUAUAGGCUUUAGUUGCUAUGUAAUGAGCUUAAUGACUAUAAUGAUGCCAUUGUAUUAUACAGAAGAAUCAAAUUUUAUGUUUCUUGUUCCACAUUUUGGAAUCAUGCCAUCCUGUACCAAACAUCAAUACUUGCAUUUCAACAUCAUUAGAAGUCCACUGCAC
Fragaria vesca subsp. vesca is the source of this 1373-nucleotide messenger RNA. RefSeq lists its product as uncharacterized. The record is from RefSeq and is a predicted model, not a curated record. The transcript is spliced from 2 exons. NCBI's taxonomy places the organism in Eukaryota, Viridiplantae, Streptophyta, Magnoliopsida, Rosales, Rosaceae. The coding region runs from base 327 to 1091 and encodes 254 amino acids.